AUGGUCAAGGAAACUGAUGAGCUUGUGACAGGCUUCUCCAUCUGGGCUGUGCCAAAACAGUCCGAAGUACAGGAGCUUAAAGACGUUAUCAAGACGUAUGCGCAGCGGCUUGGGACGUCACCAUUUCUCCCGCACAUGACAAUCUUGUCUGGAAUAAAGGGGUUGUCAGCUGAGGAGAUGACGGCCAAACUAGCUGAUCUCGCAGACUCCAUGUACACAUUAGAGGUCGAGAUCGAGAUGGUAACGUAUAAGAAUGAUCUCUUUUUUCAAUGUGUCUUUGGACUCUUGAAGCUCACACACGAGCUCACGCAUGCACAUGAAAAUGCAAAGCAGAUCUAUGCGGUAAAAAGGGACGUAGAAUAUAUGCCCCAUGUGAGUUUCAUUUACGGCAAUGUAGCAAACGGAUUGCGUGCUGAAUUGGUGAAAGAACUGGGCUCACAUCUCGAUGGAAAACGUUUGCAAAUGGAGAAAAUUCAGCUCUGGUGCACGUUUGGUGAAGUAGAAACAUGGGAACUUAUAGCCGAGGUGCCAUUGCGGUAUGAUUGA
Molecule: messenger RNA, 546 nt
Organism: Peronospora belbahrii
Lineage: Eukaryota; Oomycota; Peronosporomycetes; Peronosporales; Peronosporaceae
Source: the annotation of a GenBank genome assembly